Molecule: messenger RNA, 5583 nt
Organism: Mirounga angustirostris (Northern elephant seal)
Lineage: Eukaryota; Metazoa; Chordata; Mammalia; Carnivora; Phocidae
Gene: GRIP2
Product: glutamate receptor interacting protein 2
Exons: 24
Coding region: 44-3172 (1042 amino acids)
Biological process (GO): neurotransmitter receptor transport, endosome to postsynaptic membrane
Molecular function (GO): protein binding
Source: RefSeq, a predicted model, not a curated record
CUCCCUUGGGAGUUGGUGGGCAGCCGAGGAGACAAUAGCGGACAUGCUGUGUGGGCUCAGCCGGGAGACCCCUGGAGAGGAGGACGAUGGGCCUUACUCCAAAGGAGGCAAGGAUGCGGGAGGGACGGACGUGGCCCUGGCAUGCCGCAGACAGAGCAUUCCAGAGGAGUUCCGUGGGGUCACCAUGGUGGAGCUGAUCAAGAAGGAAGGCAGCACGCUGGGCCUGACCAUCUCCGGUGGCACCGACAAAGAUGGGAAGCCCAGGGUCUCCAACCUGAGACCGGGGGGGCUCGCCGCCAGGAGUGACCUGCUGAACGUGGGCGACUAUAUUCGGUCAGUGAAUGGGAUCCAUCUGACCAGGCUCCGCCAUGAUGAGAUCAUCACCCUGCUCAAGAAUGUGGGCGAGCGCGUGGUGCUGGAGGUGGAGUAUGAGCUGCCCCCGCCCGCCCCUGAGAACAACCCAGGGAUCAUCACAAAGACAGUGGACGUCUCCCUGUACAAGGAGGGCAAUAGCUUUGGCUUUGUCCUCAGAGGGGGUGCCCAUGAAGAUGUACACAAGACCCGCCCGCUUGUCCUGACCUACGUCCGGCCUGGUGGCCCCGCUGACAGGGAGGGCUCCUUGAAGGUGGGGGACAGGCUGCUCAGCGUUGACGGGAUCCCGCUGCACGGGGCCAGCCAUGCCACUGCCCUGGCCACGCUACGGCAAUGCAGCCACAAGGCGCUCUUCCAGGUGGAGUACGACGUGGCCAUCCCAGAUACGGUGGCCAGUGCUUCGGGGCCCUUGGUGGUGGAGAUAACCAAGAUGCCUGGGUCAGCCCUGGGGAUCUCACUCACCACUGGCUCCCAGCGGAACAAGCCAGUCAUCACCAUUGACCGCAUCAAGCCGGCCAGCGUGGUGGACAGGAGUGGGGCCCUGCAUGCUGGAGACCACAUCCUGUCCAUCGACGGUACCAGCACGGAACACUGCUCGCUGCUUGAGGCCUCCAAGCUCCUGGCCAGUGUGGUGGAGAGAGUGCGGCUGGAGAUCCUGCCUGCACCCCAAAGUCGGCGGCCCCUGAAGCCCUCAGAGGCAGUGAAGGUGCAGAGGAGUGAUCAACCACACCGCUGGGACCCCUGCGUGCUCUCCUGUCACAGCCCCCGGCCCGGCCACUGCAGGACGCCCACCUGGGCCACACCUGCUGGCCAGGACCAGAGCCGAUCCUUGUCCUCGACUCCCUUUUCCUCGCCGACCAUGAAUCAUGCCUUUCCCUGCACCAAUCCCAGCACCCUUCCCCGUGGAUCCCACCCCAUGAGCCCCCGGACUACAAUGGGGCGGAGGAGGCAGCGAAGAAGGGAACACAAGAGCACAUUGUCACUGGCCUCCAGCACGGUGGGGCCUGGGGGACAGAUCGUGCACACGGAGACCACAGAGGUCGUGCUCUGCGGAGACCCCCUCAGCGGCUUUGGCCUCCAGCUCCAGGGAGGCAUCUUCGCCACCGAGACCCUGUCCUCCCCGCCCCUCGUGCGCUUCAUCGAGCCCGACAGCCCGGCAGAGAGGUGUGGGCUGCUGCAGGUCGGGGAUCGGGUCCUAUCCAUCAACGGGAUUGCCACCGAGGACGGGACGAUGGAGGAAGCCAACCAGCUGCUGCGGGACGCGGCGCUGGCCCACAAGGUCGUGUUGGAGGUUGAGUUUGAUGUGGCAGAGUCCGUCAUCCCGAGCAGUGGCACCUUCCACGUGAAGCUGCCCAAGAGGCGAGGCGUGGAGCUGGGCAUCACCAUUGGCUCGACCAGCAGGAAGCGAGGAGAGCCCCUGAUCAUCUCUGACAUCAAGAAGGGCAGUGUGGCACACAGGACCGGCACCCUCGAGCCAGGCGACAAGCUGCUGGCCAUCGACAACAUCCGCUUGGACAACUGCCCCAUGGAGGACGCUGUGCAGAUCCUGCAGCAGUGCGAGGACCUGGUGAAGCUGAAGAUCCGGAAGGAUGAGGACAACUCUGAUGAGCAGGAGACCACAGGGGCGAUCAGCUACACAGUGGAACUGAAACGUUACGGGGGUCCCCUGGGCAUCACCAUCUCGGGCACAGAGGAGCCUUUUGACCCCAUUGUUAUCUCAGGCCUCACCAAGCGUGGUCUCGCUGAGAGGACUGGCGCUAUCCACGUUGGGGAUCGUAUCCUGGCCAUCAACAGCGUUAGCCUCAAGGGCCGGCCUCUGAGUGAGGCCAUCCACCUCCUACAGGUGGCUGGCGAGACUGUCACACUGAAGAUCAAGAAGCAGCUAGACCGCCCCCUCCCAUGCCGCAAGUCGGGCAGCCUCAGCGAGGCCAGCGAUGCAGAUGAGGACCCACCAGAGGCACUCAAAGGAGGCCUGAUGGCAGCCCGGUUCUCAUCCGCUGUGCCCAGUGUGGAUAGUGCUGUGGAGUCCUGGGACAGCUCGGCCACAGAGGGUGGAUUCGGGGGCCCAGGCUCCUACACUCCGCAGACGGUGGCUCGGGGCGUGACCCCCCAGGAGUGGCGGCCCAGCCGGCUGAGAAGCAGCCCCCCACCCACCGAGCCCCGGAGGACGAGCUAUACCCCGGCCCCCACGGACGAGAGCUUCCCCGAGGAGGAGGAAGAGGAGGAUUGGGAGCCACCAACUAGCCCAGCCCCUGGCCCUGCCCGUGAGGAGGGCUUCUGGCGCAUGUUCGGGGAAGCGCUCGAAGACCUGGAGUCAUGUGGUCAGUCAGAGCUGCUGAGGGAACUGGAGGCAUCCAUCAUGACGGGCACGGUGCAGAGUGUGGCCCUCGAGGGCAGGCCCAGCCACCGGCCCUGGCGGAGGGGCCAGGAGGCACGAGCGUCCCCUGAAGAGAUGCAGGAACUGCUGCUGCCGACACCCUUAGAGAUGCACAAGGUGACCCUGCACAAGGACCCCUUGCGGAAUGACUUUGGUUUUAGCGUCUCUGACGGCCUCCUGGAGAAGGGUGUCUAUGUCCACACUGUGCGCCCUGAUGGGCCAGCCCAACGUGGGGGCCUCCGGCCCUUCGACAGGGUUCUUCAGGUCAACCAUGUUCGCACGCGGGACUUUGACUGCUGCCUGGCCGUGCCGCUCCUGGCGGAGGCAGGUGACAUCCUGGCGCUGGUCAUCAGCCGCAACCCACUGACCCAGAGCGGCCGAGCGCCACGAGCACCAGGCCCCAACAGCCCCCGGAUGCUUUGAAGUCAGCACGUGGUCUGGACACCCACGGGCCUCGGUAGUAGGUCCUGGCCCCCAGACCUGUAACUGGGCUGGAGACCUGGCCACUCACUUAUCCAUCUGUCCGUCUGGCAGGCUCUGAGCCACGGACUGGAAUCUGUCUCUAUUCUCUGGUUCUCUGGUGCCUGAAGUACCAGGCAGUGAGGUCCCUGCCCCAACUGGAGUGACAUCUAGGUCUUUCUCCAUGUUGGGACUCCAAGAUGUCCAGAGGAGCCCCACUCAGUUGGGGUUGAGACAGGCUGCUCAGCUGGAAGAGGGACCCUGGGGGCUAGGGAGCCCAGCUACUAUAGGGAGUGCUUUCUCCCAGCAGAGCUAUGGAGUUGCCAGGGAGGAGUGAGCUCCCUGUCACAGGAGGUGGGCAAGUGGGAACCGGAUACCCCCAGUGCAUUCAUGGACUGAGGUGUGAGGCAUCCGGGCAAUGGGUCCACACAGGCUCAGGUAGUUAGCUUCCCCAUAGGGGGAGCAUUUAGGGUGCACCUGGGGGGCCACCUUUUCUGGACAGCCUCCCCCCAAGAGGGAUGCCACUCAGGGUGGCAGCCUAGCCCCUUCCCUACUCCAGAAUUCUGGUGUUUGGGGCUUGCUGGCAUCCCCGCUUAAGAGGCUCUUGAGCUGGGAUGGCUGAAUCCCAGGAGACAUUGGCCUGUUGAUUCUGAAAGUGAGUGAUUCUUUCAUUUUGGCAGCUCUGGUCUGAAGCCUCCGGGAUUUGAGACCCUCAGUUCUGGGCCCUUUGGGCCAGCUGGGUGUCAGGCUUUGGGCUCUCAGCCCCUCCUCCUUCUUUUGUAGGAGGGGCAGGCAGAGAUCCAUAUGAAUACACCCCUCUCAGGCCAGGCCCCUCGCAAUGGGAGGGAGUCAUCUGGGACAGAAGACCCAGGAGUUUUCGUUCACCAUUUCGGUGGAGAUGGGAAAACCAUAGAAGUAUCACAUAUAAGAUGAUACAGCUCCUCUUCGAUCUCCAAAUCCAUGAAGGAGGAGAGACAGGGAGAGGGAGGCACAGAGACAGACGUAGGCAGGCAGGAAAGCGAUGGGCCAUUCUCUCUCCUGCCCAAAGGUGACAGUGUCCAAAGAGGUGAUUUAAGAAAGUUUAUUCCCACUUGAAAUCUGAAAGCACCAGCAUCCCUUAAAGUCAUUGUCCUCAUUUUCCGCAGACCAGAAACCCUUUUGAGUUUGAGAAGGGCAUAGGCCUUCACCUGGUGGUCUGGGCUGCAGCCCCAGGGAUGGAGGUGGGCAGGCAGGAUUCAGUCAGGGCUGGGGGGUUGCUUUGCUCUUAACGGGGGUCUCAGGAAAACGGGGCACCCACUCCCGCCUGCAUCCUUCAUGCUUCCGUCCCUUGGAGGCCCCCAAAUCCUCUUCCACUCGAGGGACAAGAUGGGGAGUCAAGAGGCUUGUUCUUUUUGCUCUGUGACCCCUCUCAGUCUGCCCUUCUCUGGACAGUCUAGGGGUGGAUAGUCUUUCUGAGCAGGUACGGGCCUCCCUGUCAGGGCCAGAACCAUGCCCACUGGGCACCCUGCUCACACUCUCCCUGAGGGCCUGCAUUCCCUCUUCUCCCUCCACUUCCCCACACCCUGCUGCUCCCUGCGUUCCCUGGAGAGCCCUCCAUGCCAGGGCUGGACUGCCCAAUGCCUCUGCUAUCUUGGAUUCCUGUGUAAACACCCGCCCCAGGGUGAAAAGGUACUGCCCCCCCAUCACAGGGGCACCGAGCAAAAGCCAAGAGCCCUCAGCCUGGGGGGCCAGGGGGUGCCACAGCAGAGACAUGGCCACUGGCAGCCGCAGCUGUGUGAGCUUAGGCAAGUUGCCUAGCCUCUCUGGGCCUCUGUCAAGUGACAGGGCUGGACAGGCCGCACUCCCAGGGCCUCUCGGCUCAGGAGAGCUGCGUUCGACUGCCGGUGAGAAGAAGCAUCCCCUCCCCGACCAGUGCCCCCUGCCUCCUCCGGCUGAGGCCUCUGCCAUCUCCCAGACGUAUGCAACCAGGCCCGGCAGGUGGCCCCUGGCCGUGGCCAGCCUUCUCAUAUGCAAUAUUCUGGCUUCUCAUGGGGGUCAUAGAUCCCAGACUUGACAUUUCCCGAUGCCCGUCCCCGGUGAGUGUCCUGCCUGCCUAUGCAUUUUGGGUACAGCUCCUGUGACCUGCCCCUCCCACCCCCAAAAGCUGUAUUUUUCUCUGGCUGAGAUUAGAGCAUAUUCCUUGUAAAGUAUUUUUCUACGUGGGGUUUUCUUAGGGCUCUUGGAAACACAGGCCAAGGGGCUGUGUUGCAAAGGCCAUUUGGGGUCUCUUUGGGGCCCGUGUAUAAAUCUGUUCUGCCAGGGGUUGCAGUGACUUAGGAGCUGGGGGGGGGGGAGGGGCUGCUGUUGGGAUGAUUUUUUUAAAUAAAAUUAUUUAA